Molecule: messenger RNA, 1319 nt
Organism: Anopheles nili
Lineage: Eukaryota; Metazoa; Arthropoda; Insecta; Diptera; Culicidae
Product: methionine aminopeptidase 1
Exons: 4
Coding region: 106-1230 (374 amino acids)
Biological process (GO): proteolysis
Molecular function (GO): metalloaminopeptidase activity
Source: RefSeq, a predicted model, not a curated record
UGUGUUUUGCUUGUUUGAGUAGUUUGAUUUAAAUAGUUUGUUUCCUCCGACAUUCGCUUGCGGUUUUCGUUUGAAUUCUUUAGCGCGCUUAAAAGAUAUAGCAAGAUGAGUGAUAUGGCGAAGCACCAGUGUGGAACGGAAAAUUGCAAGAAGUCUGCUACUCUUCAGUGUCCUGUAUGCCUGAAGAUGGGCAUUCAGGGAUCGUAUUUUUGUAGUCAAGACUGCUUCAAGGGCUCCUGGAAGGAUCACAAGAUCUUCCAUCUCCUGGCUAAGGGCAAGGAAUCGAAUGCAUACAAUCCGUGGCCUUAUUAUACGUUCUCCGGCAAGUUACGUCCUUUUGAACAAACCCCAAGGCGCUUGGUUCCUGAGUCGAUUCCGCGACCGGACUACGCAGAUCACAAGAAAGGUCGAUCAGAAUCCGAAGAGGCCCUGCGGGGGAAUAACAUCAUCAAGAUUUUGGAUGACGAAGAAAUUGAGGGGAUGCGCGUAGCUUGUAGACUGGGACGCGAAGUUUUGGACGAGGCGGCUAGAGUUUGCGAUGUGGGUGUUACAACCGAUGAAAUCGAUCGCGUAGUACAUGAGGCUUGCAUCGAGAAGGAGUGCUACCCUAGUCCGAUGAAUUACUAUCAAUUCCCUAAGUCCUGUUGCACCUCAGUGAAUGAGGUCAUUUGUCAUGGAAUUCCGGAUCUACGUCCGUUAGAAGAUGGCGAUCUUUGUAACGUUGAUGUUACAGUAUACCAUCGUGGGUUUCAUGGAGAUUUGAACGAAACGUUUUUUGUGGGUAAUGUAAAGGAGCAGCACAAAAAAUUGGUGCAGGUUACCCAUGAGGCACUGAUGAAGGCGAUUGCAAUUGUGAAACCCGGUGAGCGCUAUCGUGAAAUCGGAAACGUUAUACAGAAGCACGUGCAUUCACAUGGCUAUAGUGUCGUCAAGAGUUAUUGUGGACAUGGAAUCCACAGAUUGUUUCACACUGCCCCAAAUGUACCUCAUUAUGCCAAAAACUCCGCAGUUGGUGUUAUGAAACCAGGCCAUUGUUUCACGAUUGAGCCUAUGAUAUCGGAGGGCACUUGGCGGGACGUUUCGUGGCCGGAUGACUGGACUGCGGUCACAGCCGAUGGUUUGUUUUCGGCUCAGUUUGAGCAUACCCUGCUCGUUACUGAAAACGGUUGCGAUAUUUUAACAAAGCGAAGAAAUGAAACUGGUAAUCCACAUUUCAUGGAUCAUAUGUAAUUUGCCGUGUGGGUGUCAGAAUUCAUUUAAACGCGAAUUAAACGAUGGCAGUCGUUCAUACUUUUUCUGUUGUUCCUUCAAAAUAAAUA